Molecule: messenger RNA, 2071 nt
Organism: Actinia tenebrosa (Australian red waratah sea anemone)
Lineage: Eukaryota; Metazoa; Cnidaria; Anthozoa; Actiniaria; Actiniidae
Source: RefSeq, a predicted model, not a curated record
CACUUGAAAGAGAAGAGAAGCAAAGAUGUUUUGGAAAAUGGAUGGUAUGAGACUAGAGGACAUCCUCCCUGUACCGAAGAAACAACCGGGACGACAUUUCUCGGGUGGUUAUCACAUGCUUGGAAAGACUGYGUCUUCCUAUGACGACAAGUAUGCACAGAUGACGUAUGGUGAUCACUAUCGUAAGAAAAUCGAAGGGGAAAUCGAACGGGAAAGAAAUCGUUUAGAUGAGGUCAUGAUGGAGCCGAAGCGUCAAGCAACACAGCAGAAAAGAUCAAUUAAAAUAGCACAAAAUACGGUUAAACGUUAUGACUUGAAUGAACUGAGACACCAUCAAAGGCGAUGCGCAGCACUUUUGUUUGGUGCAAGACAACAGGGAAACCAUGAGGUUCCUUAUCUGGUGCGUUGGGCACCACGUCGACGAGAGAGCUACUAUUUGAUGAGUGAGAGAGUCUACAAUGAUCGUCUUUUAAUGAAGCUAAGAGAACAAGAAGAGGAAGAAAGACGUAGAAUGCUAGCAAGUCCCAUGAACUUUGAUUUUGAUGACAACUUUGGCAACACACGUCAAUUGUAUGAGUUCCAAAAACUAGUUAGUCAAACGUCCAGACAAAUCAAAGGAUUGAGCUUCGAUACUGAAUACAAAGACUACAAGUUUGAUUUCAAAYCAGAAGAAAAGACAAGGCUCGAAGAACAGCAAGGACGUGUCAGUGCUUCGCCCUCCAAAGAUAGCGAGAACGCCAAACGAAACUCGAAGCAGAGUAAAGUUCAAUUUAGUGACGUCACAGAUUACGAAAGCGAUAGCCAUGGAGAGAGACUAAGACGAGAGCGCAGACGUGCAAGACGCGAAGCGAGGAAAACAGAAGGUGAACUGGGUAUGAGYGAUAUUGAAUUAGACCUUUCUUCCCCAGACGUCCAAGGCAGGGGAGAAAUUGAUUCUUCACUGGAUGGAAUGGAUGAUGAAGAUCGUCGUUUAAGCGAGUUGCUGAGCAAGAUGUCACUCGAAGGAGCAUCGAAAAUGUCACUUCAAGGAAGAAACUCAAAGGACUAUAGAAGAAAUAGAAAAGCUGGUUCACUAUACAGUUCCGACUUUGAAGAGGGUUCAGAAGAUUACUCGUAUGAUGGAUCUUCUUUUGCUAACAAAUCGCUCUUGAGCAAUGGAGAGGAACUUGAAGAUGGUGUUUCAGAAAUCGGAGGGGCUCACAACAACAAAUACUGCAAACAUUCACCAACAUUCUCCAUGAAGAAAAGAUCGCAAGAUUAUUAUAAGAAGCURCCUCGACUACUAAGAACCUCAGAAUUGCGUGAAAAGGCUUCGAAACUGAAAGAAAAAACUYGUUUUMAGCCWACAGGACCRUUUGUCAAUCAUGAGUGCAUGACGUCUUACAAAACUGCUUACGAACGAGCUCUUGCUCUYGUCCGUGGACGAUCUCUUCCUGAACAUUACACUGACUUAUGGAAUAGAACAUCCCGUAUGACCUUCUCGUAUCUACCGGGUAUGCCYGGUACCGAGAAGACUGUGUUCAAGGACAAAAAGGGCGGGGAACGAAGACUGGAUUUGCCUAGAGGACCGAGUGGUCUGAAAGGGAUUCUGGGAGAUGUAGAUAUGAAUGACUUCUACAGGGAAGAAGAUGAGUUGAUCUACUAUAUCAAACCUGAUGAAUUGAAAACUGUUGUGGAAUCCUCGUCAAAAAAUGAUGAUAGCAGUGAUGAUAGCAGUGAUGAUGAUGAUGAUGACACUACUCUGUCUGCUACCUUAACAAGAGCCACCUCAGAAUCUUACACUUUGAAGCUUAAGUCUUCAUUGGGCAGCGAAACGGAAUUGUCAAAGUUUUAAAGAUUCUGGAAAGGACUGACAUUGCAACUUUCCUCGUCUACUUUUUUUUUUUAAAUUAUCUAUAGAAUGGUUUUUACUUCCGUAAAAUAUUAUACCGGUUUAAAAAGUCUGCCAUCAGCUUUCGUAAUGGGUCGUCAUUGAAAUGUUAUAGAUCCAAGUAUCAUUGAGUGCACUGAGCAAAUAAUUUUUUUAUUAUUGCAAAGAUUUACCGGCAGUGAAGAAAUAAAAAAUGUUCAA